AUGGAUCUCCCAUUAUGGCUGGGUGAAAUGCUUUCAAUCGGAGCAAGAUUGGGAACGUCUCGUCUGGUCACGCUUGAUAUGCCUGAUGCGCUUUCGGAGCGCGUUAUGAAUGCGCUGAAGGCUGAUCCUCGAACGCUUGAUCUUCGUGCCUUAGCGCCGCAUUUCUACAAUCUCAGCGAGCGGAUUCUAGAACUUUUCGAAGAAGAAGAGAUGGUUGAUGUUCUAACUGAUACAUUUAAGAAACGAGCUGCCGAAAUUGCCGACCACGCACACAACUCACGGGGUGCGGUUGGUGACGGUGUUGAUUUCCUUCGGGGGUUGGACGAGACCGAGCGACAAUUAUUCCGGGCUGCUCAUGACCGGGCCAAGGAAAUGCGUAUCUGGUCUGGCGAGGCGAGACGCAAAUGA
Molecule: messenger RNA, 408 nt
Organism: Penicillium olsonii
Lineage: Eukaryota; Fungi; Ascomycota; Eurotiomycetes; Eurotiales; Aspergillaceae
Source: the annotation of a GenBank genome assembly